AGUCGGGGUCAUGACGAUCAGAGGAAGACGAGGAACGAGGUGUUUUUAAAGGUCGCAACCGAGAUGCCCUUUCUAGAGGACGCCAUGAAGGAGAGGACCGUCCCUAUAGAGAAGGUCCUUCUUGAAGAUGCCCCGAGAACUCGGGGCGGUGGGCCCCCAAGAGGAGCACCCACCACACGCUGCUCUCUCAGUAUAGGAUGCCCGAAGGAGCCGGCCCCCUAGAGCCGGUUGCUCCCGGCUGGGCGGGCCGGCCGGGGGACCCGUCGCUGAUUGGCUGCGCCGCCGGGCGGAAGUGAUGCUACUGUCACUGGCUUCUCGGGCUCCCGGGAAGCCGCGAGUUUCCGCAAGGAGGCGGCGGCAGCAGCUGCGGCCAGGCGGGUCUGCAGUCUGUGCUUGGAGUCACCACUGCUCACAGCGAAAGGGAUGCCUUUUCUCCGUGUGCACAAAAUGAGCGAGAGGUGGUUAGCCAGACCAGGAGCUCAGCCUCACUCAGGGUCCAGUUUACUGCUCUGAUGCCCAAGGGGAGGCAGAAAGUGCCACACUCAGAUGCCCCCGUGGGCCCCAGGCCCACUUGCCUCUGCCUGGAGCUAGCCGGGCUCUUCCUACUGCUUCCCUGGGUGAUGGGCCUGGUGGGGGCAGGUGGGCCUGGGGCCCAGGGUCCGGGGGGGCUGAGCUGGGCGGUGCAUGUGGACAGCCCAGAAGGCGAGAGGGAAGAACAGUCGCUGGAGCAGCGGGCAGAUGCCCUGGCGCAGGCGGCAGGGCUGGUGAAUGCAGGACGCAUCGGGGAGCUCCAGGGGCACUACCUCUUGGUCCAGCCGGCAGGGCACCGGCAGGCCCCGCAGGUGGAGGCCAUCCGGCAGCAGGUGGAGGCCGUGUUGGCCAGGCACGAAGCUGUGCGCUGGCACUCAGAGCAGAGGCUGCUCAAGCGGACCAAGCGCAGCGUCCACUUCAAUGACCCCAAGUACCCGCAGCAGUGGCACCUGAAUAACCGGCGAAACCCCGGCAGGGACAUCAACGUGACGGGUGUAUGGGAGCGCAAUGUAACCGGGCGAGGGGUGACCGUGGUGGUCGUGGACGACGGUGUGGAGCACACCAUCCAGGACAUCGCACCCAACUAUAGCCCCGAGGGCAGCUAUGACCUCAACUCUAAUGACCCUGACCCCAUGCCCCACCCGGAUAUGGAGAAUGGCAACCACCACGGCACGAGGUGUGCCGGAGAGAUCGCUGCCGUGCCCAACAACAGCUUCUGUGCCGUGGGAGUGGCGUAUGGGAGCCGCAUAGCAGGUAUCCGGGUACUGGAUGGACCCCUGACAGACAGCAUGGAGGCUGUGGCGUUCAACAAGCACUAUCAGAUCAAUGACAUCUACAGUUGCAGCUGGGGACCAGAUGACGAUGGAAAGACGGUGGACGGUCCCCAUCAGCUUGGGAAGGCUGCCUUGCAACACGGGGUGAUCGCUGGCCGCCAGGGCUUUGGGAGCAUCUUCGUGGUAGCCAGUGGCAACGGGGGCCAGCACCACGACAACUGCAACUACGAUGGCUACGCCAACUCCAUCUAUACAGUCACCAUAGGUGCUGUGGACGAGGAGGGACGGAUGCCUUUCUACGCAGAGGAGUGUGCCUCCAUGCUGGCGGUCACCUUCAGCGGUGGGGACAAGAUGCUCCGAAGCAUCGUGACCACAGACUGGGACCUUCAGAAGGGCACAGGCUGCACCGAGGGCCACACGGGGACCUCAGCCGCGGCCCCUCUGGCAGCCGGCAUGAUAGCCCUGAUGCUGCAGGUGCGGCCCUGCCUCACGUGGCGUGACGUCCAGCACAUCAUCGUCUUCACAGCCACCCCGUAUGAGGAUCGCCGCGCGGAUUGGAUCACCAACGAGGCCGGCUUUAGCCACAGCCACCAGCACGGAUUCGGCCUGCUCAAUGCUUGGAGACUUGUGAACGCAGCCAAGAUCUGGACGUCUGUCCCUUACUUAGCUUCCUACGUCAGCCCCGUGUUGAAAGAGAACAAGGCUAUCCCGCUGUCCGCCCGCCCCCUGGAGGUCCUGUGGAAUGUCAGCAGGAUGGACCUGGAGAUGUCGGGGCUGAAGACCCUGGAGCACGUGGCCGUGACAGUCUCCAUCACUCAUCCACGACGUGGAAGCUUGGAACUGAAGCUGUUUUGCCCCAGUGGCAUGAUGUCCCUUAUUGGCACCCCCCGCAGCUUGGACUCGGACCCCAAUGGCUUCAAUGAUUGGACCUUCUCCACUGUGCGGUGCUGGGGGGAAAGAGCGAAAGGGACCUACAGACUCGUCAUCAGGGAUGUAGGAGAUGAGACGUCCCAGGCCGGCAUCCUCCGGCAAUGGCAGCUGACCCUAUAUGGCUCUGUGUGGAGUCCAGUAGACAUCAGGGACAGACAAAGGUUACUAGAAAGUGCCAUGAGUGGGAAAUACCUGCACGAUGGCUUCACGCUGCCCUGCCCUCCCGGGCUGAAAAUCCCAGAGGACGAUGGUUAUACCAUCACCCCUAACACCCUCAAGACCCUGGUGCUGAUAGGCUGUUUCGCCGUCUUCUGGACCAUUUACUACAUGCUGGAAGUCUACUUGAGCCAGAGGAAUGUGGCCUCUCACCCAGUUUGUAGGAGUGGACCCUGCCACCGGCCCCAGCGAAGCCAAACAGCCAAGGAGGAGGGGACAGAACUGGAAUCAGUGCCCCUUUGCAGCAGCCAGGAUCCAGGUGGAGUGGGGAUGGAGAGCGAGGGCCCUCCCGCCACCUCCGAGCUCCACGCCCCAGACCUGCUGGAUCAGGGGGACUGGAGCCUAUCCCAGAGCAGGAGUGCCCUGGGUUGCCCUCAGCACCUGCCCCCAGACCUGCUGCAGGGGAAGGAGGCGCAGAUUUGCUGAUCUCGGGCCUGACGGCCAACGUGGGAGAGGCUCUAACUUCCUAAGACUGGGGAAGCUUGGAAAGCUGCUCCGCAGUCCCAGAAGCUCUGGGGAAAAGGCAGCCCCGAUGCUUCCACCUGGGACCAGAGGCCUAAAGAGCACCCUCUGGCUAAAAACCACACUCAGGGAGGGCAAGGGCCUUCAGAAGGCACAAGCGGAGCCGGAUUACAGUCUCGCAACAGCCAUGGAACCUUCCUCCAACCCAACGGGAGUUUUUGGUGAGAAGGUCUCGGACAAGGGAUUGGGGCCCCUGCUGGGCAGGCCUCCAUCCUCGUUUCUCCAGGGCAGGCCAGUGGUGUUGGUCACAGGGACCCUCACCCACACAUGGCCAGAAGAGCAUCUCAGCAGAAACAUCACUGGGGUCACUUGAGAAGAGGGUUUAGGGGUGGAGGCUGGGAAGAGCCCCGGAUAUGCCUGUCCUUUUAAUGACCCAGGGCCCAGAAACAGCAGACUUUUCCUCUCUCCCCCUCACCUCCCAGCCUAAGCCUUGGACCUUGGCCAUAUGGGCAUGGCAGUCAACCCUCAGCUCAGCACACAUGCCCUGGAAGCAGCUGCCUCCAUUAGCCCUGAUCAGAAGCCAACCUUGAACACACCCCCUGACCCCUUCACCAUCACGCCCACCCUUCAUCCUGAAGGAUCGGUACGACGCGCCUGGCAGGGCUAGGGCACAUCCUAGGGGAGUCUGCAGCAGGACUGGGGCAGGUGUCGGAUCAGCCACUGCCCCUCUAGCCCUGCAACCACCCGUCUUCCUCUGCAAAGUGCUCAGGGAAAUGGCCUUGCCUGCCGGAGGCCAGUCAUCUGCCUGGUGGGCUGCGACUCUUCCUCCCAUUCUUGGCCUCCUCCCUUCUUCCGAGCUAGUUGGUGGAUUUGAAUUUUUUUUUUUUUAACGCUUAAGAUUUGGUUUUCUCUUUUCACAGCAACAUUUUGUUGAAUUUUUUCUGCACAGCUUUUCCAAAAUAAAAACCUUCCACACA
This is a messenger RNA of Balaenoptera ricei (Rice's whale), 3889 nucleotides long. RefSeq names its product proprotein convertase subtilisin/kexin type 7 (gene PCSK7). Gene Ontology annotation, biological process: protein processing. The record is from RefSeq and is a predicted model, not a curated record. Gene Ontology annotation, cellular component: trans-Golgi network; Golgi membrane. NCBI's taxonomy places the organism in Eukaryota, Metazoa, Chordata, Mammalia, Artiodactyla, Balaenopteridae. Gene Ontology annotation, molecular function: serine-type endopeptidase activity. The transcript has 17 exons. Bases 513 to 2876 code for a protein of 787 amino acids.